Acanthoscelides obtectus is the source of this 1200-nucleotide messenger RNA. NCBI's taxonomy places the organism in Eukaryota, Metazoa, Arthropoda, Insecta, Coleoptera, Chrysomelidae. The record is from the annotation of a GenBank genome assembly.
AAUAACGAGCAUUUCUGGGAUUUUUUCGGUCAUUUAGUUCCCAAAAUGUGCUAAUUGUUUCGAGAUAAGUUCAAAAAAAGCGAUAGGUAUUCUAGUAUAUAUAAAAAAUCAUCGCUCUGCUAAAUGCUUAAUGUCAAUCGCCAUGCAUUUCAGUCAAGUUCUUACCGUUUUUUGGCUAGUGGUAGCUGCUUCCCAAUAUGGGAAAGCAAUCGAUGUCGACUUGGCCAAGGGACUUGCAGGCACAGCUGCAGCAGCAGGAUUAGCAGGCACAGCUGCAGCAGCAGGACUUGCAGGCACAGCUGCAGCAGCAGGACUUGCUAAGGCAGGGCUUGCUACUGCUGCUUUAGCAGACGCAGGGGCAGCGGGGAUUGCUGGGGCAGCAGGGGCAGGCGGGCUGGCUGGAGCAGCCUUGGAGGCCAAGAAAGCACUAUUGGUGAAAGCUGCUCUGAUUAAGUUGAUCAAGGCCAAGCUAGCUGCUAACGGACUCAUUGGCAGUGAAGUUGUCUACUCCUCCAAGUAUGCACCCGUAAAUACUGUUCAAACAGUUGCAGUACCACAAGUUCAAACAGUUCAAGAAGUACCCAUUGCAGUUUCGUACGGUAAGGGCGACGCACUCGUUAAAGCCAAAGGCUUGAUUGCUCUACUAGCCAGUUUAGCUCUGGCCAAAGAAGGAAUUAAGAAGAUCAACGCAGUAAAGCAUACUGAAAUCAUACAACCAGUGGCGACAGUAGCACAACCAAUCUACGCAUCCGCACCGAUCGCAGGUACCUAUGCUCCUGACACUAUAAACACAUCUUGAUAAUUAUGCUUGUAGUUGCUGACAAAACAUGGUCAAUAGCUGGCGAGAAAAUCCUUAAGGGACUUCUAAUCAAGCUCGGUCUGGUUAGUGCAGGAGUUGCUGCAGAUGCAUUUAUCAAGAAGCUGGCCUUCGUUAAAGAUGCAGAGCUUCUCCCAUUACUUUUAACAGCAGGAUUGUUGGAUGAACGUGGUUGGAUCCCCGAUGCAUAUGUGAAGGACGGAGUCUCAUUCUGGGGUCAACUUUUACCGAACUUCUCAGAAGCAUCCAUAGUUAAGUUAUUAGGCAAUAUCGUAUACUAAUUAAUAGUUAAUGAAAAAGAAACUAGGAAACAAGGAACACUAGAACUUAACAAUCUGUUUUGAGAUCACUGAGUGGAAAUAAAAAACUUGAUAAAAUUGCAG